AUGCUCAGAUCACACACACUCCGCCGACUCAUCUCCUGCGUGCUGCUGCUCCUCGUCUCUCUCUCCAGCUCAGGGGAGAGCCGGCCUCACGUGGCCCACGAAGGCGCACCUGAUGUGGACGGAACGGACAGUCAGAGGGUCCUGCUGUUGGAGGCGGUGAAGACGGGGAUCCUGGGCUCACUGGGCAUGGACAGGGAGCCCCGACCAGCCCGAAAGGCCUCAGAGCAAGAGUUGAGGAAGAUGCAUCGGCUCUACAGGGAAAAACUGAGAGAGAUGAGAACAAAUUCCAGCCAGCCGAUGAGGGAAACCUGGCAGCCCACCAUGCCCACUGUGCUCUUUCCAGCCACAGUGGUGCCAGUGAAAGUGCUUCGGAGAGCAGAACACCCACAGACAGAUCAGCGCAUGCAGUGGUAUAGAGCUGUUUUCCAUAAGAACCCAAACAUUCAAACUGAACUGACACUAGCUCGGGCUGAAUUGAAGAUCUCCAAGCAGAACUUAAACAAACCUACAUCAGUUCAGCCUGAUGUAAAUCAAGAGAUUAAUGUUAAAGUCAGUGGGAUGAACCCGGUGAACUCUGCUGCUUGGACACACGUAGACUCUGUGAUCCAUGCUAAUGUCUCAAGCACUCAAGAUGUGAUGCUGGACAUCAGCCCUGAGGUGGAGAAGUGGAUGAGGGCUGAUGGUGAUCAGUCACUGGUUGUAGAUGUGGGGAUGGUUGUGGGUGAAAGAGAUGCCCUGAAAGUAAAUCCAACCAUUUCCCUGGAGUUAGGCCUCAUGCAGCCCAAACCGGCACGGAGAAGGAGGCAGCCUCGUUCCAACAAGGAAGACAACUGCGAUGAACGAGGAUGGUGCUGCCGCAAGUCUGUCACCGUGUCGUUCAAAGACAUCGGCUGGACAGAUUGGGUGGUGGCCCCGGCUGAAUAUACGAUGCAUUACUGUGAUGGCACCUGCCCCCACAACUAUAAGCCAGCUAGCAUGCACACGCAGGUGAAGUCUCGGAUGCACCAGAUCACCAAAGGCGGGACACCUCGCCCCUGCUGCGUGCCGGCAACCUACGAGCCCAUGGUCAUCAUGCACUAUGACAGCAGGGAUAAUUUGAAGUUGACGCCUUUUGACGACUUGAUUGUCAGUAAAUGUCACUGUGCUUGAUGCAAGACCAGGCAAGGCCACAAAAUAAAUAAAUAAAUAAAUAGAUAAUAAUAAUAAUAAGAGACUUUUUUACUUUAAACUCUAACCUUUGGAAAAGCAUUGCCACUAGAUAAAAUAUGUUACAUGGUGAAAAUAUUUGCAUUUAGGUGGAAAAUUUUUAUUCAUGUUGUCAUUGGUUAACUAAAUUAAACUUGAAACCUUCAAUUUGAAGAUGAAAAACAUGUUACUACUGCACAGAGCUGCUGUUUUCUCUUACUUUGUGGACAAAAACAGUGGAUCUGUUCAUUCAUAGCUUUGCCUUUGAAAAUACAGUUAUUUAUUGUUCAUUCUAUUUA
Molecule: messenger RNA, 1484 nt
Organism: Thunnus maccoyii (southern bluefin tuna)
Lineage: Eukaryota; Metazoa; Chordata; Actinopteri; Scombriformes; Scombridae
Product: growth/differentiation factor 3
Exons: 2
Coding region: 1-1149 (382 amino acids)
Biological process (GO): SMAD protein signal transduction
Cellular component (GO): extracellular region
Molecular function (GO): growth factor activity; cytokine activity
Source: RefSeq, a predicted model, not a curated record